AUGGUACUCAAUGAUGAUGUAAAUGACGAAAUCGAUGCGAUAAAUGCUAUCUACCCAGAUCUUCUAACGGUGGUUAAUAAUGACAGAAUAAAAAUUAAAGUUCCUCAACACGAGGAUUUCACAUUACAUCUAUCGUUUCCCGAGCACUACCCUGAAACAGAACCGCCACAUCUACUAGAAGUGAGUUUAUCUGCUAAAAUAUCAGCACUAUAUGAUGUCAAAUAUUUAAACCAUCUUUUCACUGAAGUGUUGGAAUCUGUAUUUAACCCUGGACUUGUUUGUAUAUUCGAUUUCUUGACGGAGCUCGAUGGUGUGCUUUAUACUGAGGAGGGGGAAGAGGCUUCUGGUUCAGAUGAGGUUGAUAUAUCUGAUAAAUUUGAGAAUUUAAAGAUUGAUCCCUUCGAAGGAUGGUACGUAAGUGAUCCCAUCACUGACAGAAAGAGCACGUUUAUUGCGUUUGCUACUAAAGCCAAUUCUGAAGAAGAGGCAUUCGAUAAGCUUGAGCUGUUAAGAACCGAUAAUAAAAUUGCUCGUGCUAAUCAUUUAAUGGUUGCAUGGAGAAUCAAGGGAGAGAACGGUGUCAGUUUCCAAGACUGCGAUGACGAUGGAGAAACAGCUGCAGGAGGACGAAUGCUACAUUUGAUCACAGUGAUGGAUGCAUGGAAUGUAAUUGUUGCCGUUGGAAGAUGGUUCGGAGGAGUUCAUAUUGGUCCAGAUAGAUUCAAGCAUAUAAAUUCAACAACUAGAGAAGUAAUAUUGAAGGGGCAUUUCACAGAAGCUGCUACCUCUACUUCAAGUAAGAAGAGGUCAAAAUAG
Messenger RNA from Kluyveromyces lactis, 816 nucleotides. RefSeq names its product Yih1p (gene YIH1). Bases 1 to 816 code for a protein of 271 amino acids. Gene Ontology annotation, biological process: regulation of translational initiation. The transcript has a single exon. Gene Ontology annotation, molecular function: protein binding. Gene Ontology annotation, cellular component: cytoplasm. NCBI's taxonomy places the organism in Eukaryota, Fungi, Ascomycota, Saccharomycetes, Saccharomycetales, Saccharomycetaceae. The record is from RefSeq and is a predicted model, not a curated record.